Molecule: messenger RNA, 684 nt
Organism: Aphanomyces astaci
Lineage: Eukaryota; Oomycota; Saprolegniomycetes; Saprolegniales; Verrucalvaceae
Exons: 2
Coding region: 25-630 (201 amino acids)
Source: RefSeq, a predicted model, not a curated record
CCUCCAUCGUCGAAAAAAAGGACUAUGAGCGGCGGCAAUGGAGAGUCCACCAAGCUGGACUAUUACAAGCUCCUGAACGUGGAAAGCCAUGCGUCCAUGGAAGACAUCAAACAAGCGUACCGUAAGCUCGCCUUGCUUCAUCAUCCCGAUCGCAAGCUGGGACAGACGACAGAUGAAGCGUCCAACAGUUCGUACUUUCAAGACGUCAAUGAAGCCUACGAUGUUCUUGGUGACGUGGAUGCACGGACAGCGUACGACCUGAAAUACUAUGGCAUGUCGACGUUUGCCUCGACGUUGAACCCAACGAUCACGGGGGUCGUCAAGGACGACGGAUACAAACGACUGACUUCGGACGACGUGAACCGCCUCUUGGCCAAUGCCAAAGCCAUGGAGCGCAUGACCACAGCCGACUACCAUCUCCAGCGAUCUUCCGUCGCUCCGAGCGCUAUAGGUCGUCGCACAAUCGACUUUACCGAACGAAAAGCGUUUCGUGGGCGACACACUCCAUUGCCCUCCAAGAAUGCCACCAUGGCAUGGCUAGCAGUUCCCGCCGUUAUGUUGGUUGUUUGGGGCGUAGGAUUGAACUCGAUGUGGUCGAGCAGUACAAAAGCACGACGCAACGCUAACUAAUCGCUUUGUACACCAUUUAUCAACCUUACUACCGGUUGUUAUAGAACACAUUUC